Messenger RNA from Diuraphis noxia (Russian wheat aphid), 1871 nucleotides. RefSeq names its product nuclear receptor coactivator protein neosin (gene Neos). Gene Ontology annotation, molecular function: RNA binding. The record is from RefSeq and is a predicted model, not a curated record. Lineage: Eukaryota; Metazoa; Arthropoda; Insecta; Hemiptera; Aphididae.
GGCCCCGCGCAGACGUCCGUCGCUGAUUAUUAUAUUCUGUGCUGAUACUCGCAUACGAUGUGGCGACACUCUCCGGUCUUAUGAUAAGAGCACGUGAAAUCAAAUAAUAAUAAAUGCAGCUGCAGCUACCUAUCAAUAUUGACAAAUUAGUACUAUAUUGUCUAUAUUAUACUAUAUUAUAGCCGCUGCCUGCUGUAGUAAACUAGUAAACACGAUUCAAGAUAUAUAUCUUUAAUUCUGCUUAUAAGUUAUAAUUAGUUACUACUGUUUCUGGUAGUUACUUUACUAUCAAAGUCUUAAAGUAUCAAUAUCAAAUCAACCUCAUCCUGUGUAGAAUAAUUAAUAUUUGUUUGUAUUUAUUAUGCAACGAUCGUCAUUCACUUCGAAUUUAAAUCGAGCUCACUCAAAAGACGCUAAGUGAAUUACAAUAAUAAUAAUAAUUACCCUUAUUGUUAAUUAUUUGUUCUGGUUAUCGAUACGUUUUGCUCGUACUGUAAACUUCAUUGAAUCACUAUUGUUCGCACUAGUGUUAUUCAAUUACUCGUUAAAAUACUGGUGUGUUUCUCACCACUAUCGUUUAGAAGACUCACAAAAUUUGUUUUGAACACCAUAACCAGGUAACGAAAACAUAAACAUGAACAGAACUAGAAAUCAAGCUGAUCACGAACUGAAAGCCAGGGCCCGUAUAUAUGUGGCAAACAUACCUGCAGCGGGCAUGACUCGCAAGGAAGUUGUAUCCGUAUUUCACAAAUAUGGUGAAAUUGAUAAUGUUUCACUGCAGACUAGACAUGUUUUUGUACAGUUUGUAGAAGAGUCUUCUGCGCUCAAAGCCUUGGCUCAAAAUCCUCCAGAUUAUAUUAUGAGCAAGAAGCUUGAUGUGAAACCAGUAAGACCUUUCUUUUAUAGAAAUGGAGAAUUAGUAAAAAAUGAAAGAGCGGCAAAUUUUGAUGCUAAUGAAAAGAGGAAUGAAAACCGAAAUCAACCAAGAGAUUAUGAUGAUUUUAAACCAGUUAGACUCAAUCCUAAUGUGAUGAAUCCAAAUGCUCCUAAUGAUUGUGAAAUUGUUGUCACUAACAAUUCUUUAACAGAGUAUGCAGAAUUUUUAGAAGUGAACUUAAAAAAAAUGAACAUGAAAGUUGAUUUGUUGUUUCCUAAUCCUGAUAUACCAAUGAAUCGUGUUCUUGGAACAUUAGCACAAAGAGGGACAUUGUAUGUUUUAGUUGUACGUGAUGAAAAUAAAUUGUAUAGAAGCGUUACUGUUGAUAUACUUCAUGGUAUACCUGAAGAACACAGAAACAUGCCUUAUAAAGAUGCAUUGACAUUUAUUGUUCAUAGUUUUGAUGCAUACAUUAGAGGAGAUAAAAUGACUCCUAUACCUGGACUUACUGGCAUUCCUAUAUCUGAAUGUGGCUUGCCUUUAGGUGAUAAACAUCCUGAAGGAAUCAGCACAUUGUUGAAUUUAUUACAGGAUCGAAGAGACAUAACAGUACUACAGUAUGAUAUGAUACUACAAUAUUUAAAAGAGAAAAAAGAGAAACAUAUCAAAGAGGAAGUUGGAGUCUUGCCAACUUUUAAGCCAACUAUACCAGAUAUACCAAUUCUUCCAGCAGCAACUGCUAUUCAAAAUCCACAAGCUGCCCAGUUACAAAACCGUAUUUUGAACAUUUUGAAUACAUCCCUUUCUUCUGGUGCUCAAUCUCAACAAUCCGUUGAAUCUAAUCAAACUGAAAAAGAGCCAUCAAGUAUUCUUCAAGAACCUAAUGUACAAAAAGCGUUAGAAAGUUUAUUUCAGGGUGGUUCAUUACUUAGAAAAUAAAUACUAAUGUACAUGUAUUGUAAAAAUAGUCCUUGUAAAUAAAUUAUUUUGUUUU